GCUGCGAAGCUGCAAAGCUGUGAAGCUUUUCCAGUGAGCGGAGACUGUUUGUUGCGUCAGUUGGUUUCCCAGCAUCGGCAUGGAACGUUGGCAUAAUCGAGUGGCCGUGGUGACCGGCGCCAGUUCGGGUAUUGGCGCGGAGUUGGCCAGGAAACUGAUCGCCGCUGGUGUGGUGGUGGUGGCCCUGGCCCGACGCCUCGAGCGCCUGCAGCAGCUGUCCCAAGAGCUGGGCCCACAGCUGCACAUCCGACAGUGCGAUGUCACGGACGUGGACUCGGUGAGUGCCGCCUUCGACUGGAUCGAGGAGCGGCUGGGCGGCGCUGACAUAUUGAUCAAUAAUGCCGGCAAGCUGUCGGGCGGCCAGCUGCUGACCAUGUCCCUGGACACAGUCCAGCAGGUGCUGCAGACGAACAUCAUGGGCGUGGUCUACUGCACACAGCACGCCUUCCAUUCGAUGCGCCAGCGCCAGUCGCCCGGCCACGUGGUACUGCUCAACAGCGUCGUGGGGCACUAUCUGUUCAACUCGCUGCCGGGCAGCCAGCAGGAGCUCAACAUCUAUCCUGCCACCAAGCACGCGGUGACAGCCCUCACAGAGCUCUUUCGCCAGGAGAUGCGGGAGUUCAAGACCCAAGUGAAAGUUACCAGCAUCAGCCCUGGCCUGGUGGACACGGAGAUGGUGCCCGAGGCCUACAAAUGCCUGCCCAUGCUGCAGGCCGAGGAUGUGGCCAAUGCCAUCAUGUACGCCCUGGCGACCCCGCCUCAUGUGCAGGUGCAUGAGCUGACCAUCAAGCCCCUGGGCGAGCCAUUUUAACUGACAACCGCACAUCGCAUAUCGUUGAACUUUGCACUUUGCAUACAUUAGAACAUGCACAUACCCACACAUACAUAGAUAUAAAUUUAUAUGGUUAUGGGUAGACACAUGUAUCCAUUCCUCCGCUGCUCGUUUUGCAUAAUUUAACGGCUCUGCCCAGGGAGUCUAUUCGGGUAUAUGGGAAUAAGGUAUUGAUUAUACCCCAAGCAUAAUUUAAAAACAAACUCGUUGAUCAAGAUCAAGCUAAACUAUCGACUGUUAACUAUAAACUAAUAUUUUUUUGGCAGCCACUUAGAGAAGCUGCAAAGCAAUAUUAAUUAUUCAAAUACGAUACUCAAUACUCUUCGGUGAUCAUUAUUUGUAGGAAUUAUUCAAAAUCAACAGAGAGCCAAUUGUGAUUACAUUUUCAUAUUUACUUAAAUACUUUCUCAGACUUGGGAUUUGCAAUACUGAUUAUGCACCCAAAAAUCUCUUCCAUCAACAGAAAAUAAUGACUUCAAAAAAUGAUUGUAAUAAGAAAUAAUUAAUCUAAGCUGUUACCAUCCACA
Molecule: messenger RNA, 1359 nt
Organism: Drosophila guanche
Lineage: Eukaryota; Metazoa; Arthropoda; Insecta; Diptera; Drosophilidae
Product: farnesol dehydrogenase
Exons: 2
Coding region: 80-811 (243 amino acids)
Source: RefSeq, a predicted model, not a curated record